GGCGGCGUGCAGAGAUGUUAGAGAUUGUGGGGUCCCUGUCUGUCUCCCUGGUUCUAACCUCUUGCCUAUAAAAGCAUGAAAUAUAUGUUUCCACCACUGUUGUAUUUCACACGCAAUUGCAUGCAGCAGGUGUCAAGGACUACAUCGAUCCAUUCAUUGAGGAUAGUGGCAACGUUGAGAUAGAAAUGGCUGAAUCGAUGCUCAUCUUGAGAAUGUGUUCCAUAAUGCUGGUCCUUGGUUUUUCAGAGGCCAAAAUGGAAAUCAUCAACCCCAACAAGAUUUUGCUGGGUGAGGAAUCCAUGCUCCUCUGCAAAGCUGGUGGGGAAGGAGACAUCACCUGGCAGAAAGAUGGAGAGGAUGCUGAAGGUGACCAGGUUGAGAAAGUAGAUGAGACAUCGUCAAAACUGUUCAUCAGGGAUGCCAAGUUGGAGGAUGCAGGACUGUACACAUGCUUAUGUGAAUUUGACACCGGUCACGUAGAUCAUACAAUUCAGACCAUCUUUGUCUACGAGCGGCCAUCCUUUGGGGAAACACUGUCCUACCAUGAGUUCCUGGAGGGUCAAGAUGUGGUCAUCACCUGCAUGGUCACUGGCAAGCCGGAGGUGGAAGUCAACUGGGAGAGGGACCAUGAGAAACUGCAAUCUGAAGCAGGUCGGAUCACAAGACUAAAAGACAACUCUCUACAGAUCAACAACAUCAACAGGAAGGAUCACGGAACAUAUACCUGUGAGGCUAAAAUCAAGGACCGGCCCAUUUUUGAAAAGCUCGACAUCUCCAUCUCCGUCAARGUUCCCCCCACAGCGAAAAUCCAUGAGGAGGUGAAGAAAGUCACGGCUGGACCAGAGACCAAUGUCUCCCUCAGCUGUCUGGUCGAGGGAGUCCCCCAACCGAACAUCAUCUGGACAGUCCCAGAUUCUUCAGAUGAGUCCCGCUACAAGUACAACUCAGACAAGAGCGAGCUGAUUAUCUCGUCCGUUGUCAGGAGCGACUACGGAGAGUACAUCUGCACGGCCAAGAAUAAAAUCUCAGAGAGCAGUGCCAUGAUCAUGCUGGAUGUCUCAGAGCAUCCUGUAGCAGUGCUGAGCCAGAAGAAGAUGGAGCUGGAGCCAGGCCAGACUCUCUCAGUGUCCUGUAACGUCUCAGGACACCCUAUGCCCGCGCUGCAGUGGGUCAGGAAGACCAACAAUGACCACCUGCUAACAGUGGACACUGGUGGAGGUCGAGUGAGAAUGGAGGAUGGCUAUGUCCUGGUAGUUGACAAUGUGACGCCCUCAGAUGGAGGGCUGUACAGCUGCAUGGCUAUCAGUCCUGCUGGCAACGCCUCCACAGACUUCAGCCUGCAGACCUGGCCAGGUAAAGCAUCCCAGGUAAGUGGCACCCCAGGGCCCACAUCGGUCCACUUCACCCUGGGUGCUUCCCUGGUGGACGGGGGCUCUCCCAUCACCCACUUCACCCUCCAGUGGAAGACAGGACGUGAGAACAAUUGGCAGGAGAGAGUCAUCCAGUCCACAGACCCCCUGGUUAUCACAGAUCUGAAUCCUACACCAACCUACUCUGUCCGGUUUGCCCCACAGAACCACCUGGGUCAGGGAGGCUUCUCCAAGAUGCGUCACCGUCCGCACACAGGGCAUACGAGGGGAACCAGACAGCCCAGUCCUGGUGGCCAGCGUGGGGAAGGUUGAGGGCAAUAUGUUCUCAAUCCCUUUAACACAGUUGGACAACGGAGGUGCCCCCAUUAUCCACUACACUGUCCGCUACAGAGUG
Salvelinus sp. IW2-2015 is the source of this 1764-nucleotide messenger RNA. NCBI's taxonomy places the organism in Eukaryota, Metazoa, Chordata, Actinopteri, Salmoniformes, Salmonidae. The record is from RefSeq and is a predicted model, not a curated record.